AACAAGGCUUGGCUUCCCGGAGCCGGCCCUCUCGGUCCGCCCGGCAGGUAAGGGCUCUGCCUCGCCCACAGCCGCCUCGCUGCCGGGGAGGAUCGGAGAUACCCGCUGCUUCGAGCCCUUGGGGGGCAAGGCGCUGGGAGACUGGUUGCAGACUGCGCCGCGUCUGUCUUCUGGGGGAAAGCCGCAGCUGAGGAGCCUCCGCAGGGACCUGUGGUCUUCAAACAGUAACUGACAGGGGAAGGCACUUGUGAGAACCAUGAUGUCCUUGGGUGUCAACAAAGGACGUGUGAUUACACCUACGGAUGAAGACCGUAGAAGGAUCAUUAAGCAGAUGAAGGUUCGCACCACCCUGAAGGGAGACAAGAGCUGGAUCCACCACCAGAACUCAGACUCUGAGGACGAAAAGAAGAGCAGCCCGCUGUCUGCACGGGCUGGUGGGGGAUCCCCAGCUUCAGCACCUAUUGCUCCCCAGAGUGACAGGCCUCCCGUCUCCAAGCCUCAAUCCGGUUACCUCAUCAGGGGAGUGUUCACAAGAACCAUCGAUAAGACUCCUUCUGUGCCUAAUUCUUCAUCUUCCAAGGAAGCCCAGAAAAGCACUGCCAUGAAGGGAGCCAGCUCAUGCCGUUCUUCUUCUGGCUACAGGAUGACAACUGAGGAUUACAAGAAGCUAGCUCCCUAUAAUGUUAAACAAAAAUCAGUGGACUUGGAUGAGGAGGAUGUGCCUUUUAGUCCAGAUGAACAUAAAAAGAGGACAGAGGCAGCCAACAGUGUCCUGAGACGCACUGCCAGCAGGGAACGUGCUUACGUGCUCUCAGCGGCCAAGAAAAGCAACGGCAGCCCGACACAAGAAUUCCCACCCUUGUUUGCCAAGAGAAUUGAGAUAGAAGAAGAAGGACAGCAGAGGAGGAGUUCAGCUGUGUCUGGUUCAUGCAAGUUUUCGCCAGAUGACAACAGUACCAAUGGGCUAAGGAAAACCACAGCUGGGUCUUCCUGGAAUGAGCCAAAGACAACAGCAGCAUCUCCCACCAGCACUGAAACAGGCAGCAAGAGCCAAACAACCACAUCCUGGAGUGAAACUUCCGAGAAAAUGUCCACCUAUACUGAAAUCAGAAAUGGUGAAAGCAGACAGUCUUCUAAUGGGAAAUCCUCAUUGGAAACUGUGUCACAGCAUGGGGACGGUGACAAACCUCUUAAGGAAAAGUCUGAGCCAUUGGCAUGGGAUGAGUCCAGAGCAGCCGUGGUUUCCACAAAUGGAAGUUACUCUGAACACACAGAAGCAAACAAUGGAUUUUACCCACCAAAGUCCGACCCUGGUUGCAGGGACAGACCUGCAGGUGCUACAGACAGCCUGCAGCGUCAUUACGAGACCUCUCCCUGCCUGGAUGAUGCGAAGCCUGAACCUGCAGGGUCAGGGCCUGGUGCUGGUGCUCACGGUGCUGCUGCUAGCAGAGGGUCUAGCUUGCAGUCUAAUGUCCCCUCUCCUCCCACUGAGAGAGCCCCUGCACACCUUGAGGACACUGAAUAUUCAUUUAAAAGAUCGGUCCUGAGCUUUGAGGAGGGAAGCAGCAUGCAAGAGGGCAAAUACACGAGUCCCACGGUCCCAGCAUACAGCAAGCCUGACGGGAAUGAAGUGACGUCCUCCCAAGAUUUCAAAGAGGGGAACAUCCCUAGAGACAGGGAGCAUGAGAGCACACGGACCUCAAAUGAUCAUAAAUCAGAGUUGCUCCAAGAAAGGUUUUCUGACUCAAACCACCAUGCUGAGAAGGGACAAGAACCUCCUGAUGUCCACUCAGAGCCUCCCAGGUCGAAUGAACAUGCUGACCAUGACCUGAGUAUAGCAGUGCCCGGCUCCCUACCGAGAGAAAGCAUCCUCACUGCUCCAGAGACCCCAUGUGCAAAUGAAUCUGACCCAUGCUGGGAAAGGACCACUCCAGGUUAUGAGGAGCAACCCCCUCUCACCACGGAUAGUCACCAUGAGAGCCCCGGAGCCUGGAGACACAAUGAGCUUAACCCGAUGGCAGCCAGCAGGUCUAACUUCAGCUCGAAAGAGAAAGCUCUCAGUGCGUAUGAGACCCAGCAUCCCAUGCCACUGUACAUGGACCGCCAGCCUUUUAACACCAGUGUGCCAGCACCUAGCCACAGGAUACCAUCCUACGCAGACAGCCAAGUAUUCAGCACCAGAAGGCCUAUCCCAGAUUAUGAAGGGAGAGUUUAUGAUGGGAGAAGCAGCCCUAGGAGCAGCAGAUAUGACAGUGCUAUUGCCAGGGGGCACUGUGAAUUUAACCCCACAGCUCCAAGCUACCACUCCCUUCCCAGAGACACCACCAUGUCCAUUUCCCCGAGAAGCCACAGGGUGCCGUUCUACAUGGACAGCUCAAACUAUAACAGCACCAGGCUUCUCUCAAGUUCGAGCGAGAGGAUGUGCGCUCCGAUGGCCACCUUACCGUACAACAGCCCCGUGGCCUCCGGGUACCAGCCUGAUGCCAGCUCUGCCGGAAAAGGGGUCCUCUUUGUGAAGGAGUACGUGAACAGCAGCGAGCUGUCGGCCUCCCCGCGCUAUGGCAGUGGCAGCCUUGUAGAUUUGACUGAUUCAGAGAGAGCAACCUACAGCCACCACAGCUACCUGUCCAGCGCUCCUCUGCAGAGGUCCAGUGAACCUGUUUGUACUUACUGCAGCCGUGAGAUCCGAGACUGCCCUAAGAUCAUAAUAGAGCAUCUUAACAUCUACUGCCAUGAAUACUGUUUCAGGUGUGGAAUUUGCCACAAAGCAAUGGGAGAUUUUCUGGAUAAAAUAUUCAUCCACCGGGACACUGUCCACUGUGACAAGUGCUACGAGAAACUCUUCUAGGGUUUUGCAAAGCUGGAGAAGGCAGCCAGUGAAAAGUCCUCAGCAGCACAUAUCUGAAUACAUCUAUCAGCUCCUGACUGGCUAAGACAGCAGAAUUCCUGCUCCCCCUUCCUCAAGUUAUUUUCCCUCUCACUGCCUCAUCACAAUGAAUGAGUUUAACAUCCGCUAGCUUAUGCUGUCAGCUGCACGCAAGACAAGUGCCAAUGUUAACAAGAUAAGGCAGUGUCAUCUACAAAAGAUAAGUGGGCUGAUUUUCCAAAGGUGCUGAGCCCCUCCACCUGUCUUUAACUUCAUUAAGAUUCCAGAGCGCUCCUGUGCUGGAAAUCAGGCAGAGCUCCUUAGAUCUAUGUAAGCUAAUUGCAAGAAACCUUUUCUGAUUUUUUUUUUUCUUUCGUUUCUGCAAUCAGGCUGCAGCUUAGUGUGUGUUAGCUGGCACAAAGCAAGCAGAUCCAAGAACUCUUAAAUACUAGAUUUGGAUUCUUGGGAGGGUUUGAAUUUAGCUCCUAGCAAAAGCCUAUUUCUGCUUCUUUCACCCCCAAAUUCUGCCUAGAAAUAGCUUCUGCCUGAUUUCCAUUUGCUUUCCAUGGGCUUUCAGGAGCACUUGCAGACUCACUUUACUCUAAUUAUGUGUCAGCUUUAAUUUCCCUUUCCUGCCUACUCCCUAGUGGAUUCCUUCAGCAGCAUGUGUGUCUGCUGUCUGUUUGGGAAGAUAAACUACCAGGUGAAAGAGUGUUAACUUGGCCUCUGAUGGUAGGUGUCCAAUGGCCAUACAAAAUGUGCCAGAGAAUCGGUGUCUCAAUUGGCUCUCCUGACAAGGAACACUGCUUGACUGGAAUCUGAAUUUUCCUCCACCUCGCAAAGGCUUGCUGUGAUGCCUCUUUUAUUGCUCUAAGUUAUUUACAUCUCAAAUGCUUGCUCACAAAAAUGAACUUCUAGCAGGUGCUGUACAUGCUAAAUGUCAGAAAUGCAUAAUUUCAGCCCUUAAUUCAGAUGUUGAGAGGGUGAGAAAGUUGAACACUGAAAGCUGAAAGUCAGCCUCUGUGCCUUAAAUGUACACCUCUGAAUGUGUCCGUUAAGUUACUGUUUUUUUCUUUGAAAGCAUUAGGAGUAUCUGCAAAGCACACAAAUCAGUUCUUUAGUAGCUCUUACAUGCCAACCGGUGAUGGCAAAAGCUCUAAAGCAGACUAUUGUUAGACAGAUAAUUCUUCAUGCUCUUAGUGAUGGAAGCUGGCAUGCUUAGCAAGUUAGUGUUUUUACAGCACCAGUGCUACAUAGCAGUGGUUUUUUUUUUUUGUUUUGUUUUUUUUAAGCCACUGUACCAUUUAUUUGAGUGAAGUGUAGGCAUGACCUUAAAAGCACUCCACAAGGGGAACUCCAGUUGAAAUCAGUAACAGCUCUGCUACUGGCAAGCUUCAGGGCGAGACUAUAAAGUUGUGUCUGACAGGGACUGGGGCAGCUCCCAUCCUGAGUGCAUGGUACAACAGGGGCCCCAACAACCCUCCCCAACCCCAUUACACAUAGCGGUGGAGGCACAGGCAUGUGAUUUUCAAAAAUGUGGACUCAUUUUGGAUACCGAUGUUUCUCAGUUACCAAGAUGUUACAGAAAUGAUACUUUCUGAACAGAAGAGGAUCACAAAGUGUCUGAUCUCCCCAAACAGCUCACUCCCGAAAACCAUGGCCUAUAAUUACAGGUGCCCUUUGAGAAGAUGAUCUGCAGAAAUAACGUAUUCACCCAUGCUGGAGGUCCUGGUGGCUGUGUGGCCUUCUGGGGAACAGGUUUUGUCCACUGUAUGUUUUACGUCAUCUUUUCAUCACCGUAUUUUCCUUGUAGCAAUUGUUUAACUUCCAGCAUACACCUCUCUAAUAAACAUUCACUGCUCA
Molecule: messenger RNA, 4729 nt
Organism: Cygnus olor (mute swan)
Lineage: Eukaryota; Metazoa; Chordata; Aves; Anseriformes; Anatidae
Gene: ZNF185
Product: zinc finger protein 185 with LIM domain
Exons: 32
Coding region: 257-2848 (863 amino acids)
Source: RefSeq, a predicted model, not a curated record